AAAGAAAAAAGCCUUCGCUUCACUGUGUGAUUCUUGUUUUUAUAAGCCACCCACCUAACCCACAUAAAUAACAGUACUAAGCUGCAGGAAAAAGAAAAGUCAGAUUGCGAGAGAAAGCUACUUUGUUUUUUCUCCCCUCGUAUACGUCGUUUUGUCGAACACUCACUCGCUAUCUAUCUCGGAUCGCGAUCUUCAUCGUUGAAGCCAUGGCCUGUGCAAGCUUUGCAAAGCUAAACGCAGCUUCUUCUACCUGGAUCGGCCAACAGUCUUUUGGUCAGCGACCUGGAUCUUCCUCGGCUCGUUUUGCAACUCGCCGAGUCUCCCUACCGAUCCGUGCCAGCUCUUACAAGGACGAGCUCGUUCAAACAGCUAAAACUGUUGCAUCACCUGGACGUGGAAUCCUCGCAAUUGAUGAAUCGAAUGCAACUUGUGGGAAGAGGUUGGCAUCUAUUGGGUUGGACAACAAUGAGACUAACCGGCAGGCAUAUAGACAACUCUUACUGACCACUCCUGGUCUUGGUGAAUAUAUUUCUGGUGCAAUUCUUUUUGAGGAAACUCUUUACCAGUCCACCACAGAUGGAAAGAAGUUUGUGGAUUGCUUGCGUGAUCAGAACAUUGUUCCUGGUAUCAAAGUUGACAAGGGUUUGGUGCCUCUUCCAGGAUCAAACAAUGAGUCUUGGUGCCAAGGUUUGGAUGGAUUGGCAUCAAGAUCUGCUGAGUACUACAAGCAAGGUGCUCGUUUUGCUAAGUGGAGAACAGUUGUCAGCAUUCCCUGUGGUCCUUCUGCUUUGGCUGUUAAGGAAGCUGCAUGGGGACUUGCUCGUUAUGCUGCCAUUUCUCAGGACAAUGGUCUUGUGCCCAUUGUUGAACCUGAGAUUCUUCUUGAUGGAGACCAUGGAAUUGAGAGAACACUUGAAGUCGCAGAGAAGGUCUGGGCUGAAGUCUUUUUCUACUUGGCGGAGAACAAUGUUGUGUUUGAGGGUAUCCUGCUUAAGCCUAGCAUGGUAACACCAGGUGCUGAACACAAGGAGAAAGCUUCUCCUGAUACCAUUGCCAAAUACACACUCACAAUGCUCAGAAGAAGAGUACCACCUGCAGUUCCUGGAAUCAUGUUUUUGUCGGGAGGACAAUCUGAAGUUGAAGCGACCCUUAACCUCAAUGCAAUUAACCAAAGCCCCAACCCCUGGCAUGUGUCUUUCUCAUAUGCACGUGCACUGCAGAAUUCUGUGCUUAAGACAUGGCAGGGGCAUCCAGAGAAUGUGGAAGCUGCACAGAAGGCACUUUUGGUACGUGCCAAGGCAAACUCCUUGGCACAGCUUGGAAAGUAUUCUGCUGAGGGUGAAAACGAGGAAGCUAAGAAGGGCAUGUUCGUCAAGGGCUACACCUAUUAAGCAGCAUUGCAUGAAUGGACAUGCUGCUUGUCGUUUCUUAAAAGUGUACUUUGUAUUUUCUAUCGGUUCUUCUUACAUGUUAUGAUGUUAGAUUUGCUUGCUGAGGAAAUGUAGCAUUAGGUGAGCUUCUUAAUUUUCUUUCCCCUUUUUAACUCCUGUUCUUAAGAUUAGAGGCUUGAAUAAUACCUGAGGGAAAGAAAAGUUUUCCGAACUGUUAUCCAGGAAAUGGUAUGAAUUAUUGUUCUUGAAUUUUUUAUACGAAUCCAUGGAUGUUUCUAUGGUCAUUUGAAACAAA
Ricinus communis (castor bean) is the source of this 1686-nucleotide messenger RNA. RefSeq names its product fructose-bisphosphate aldolase 3, chloroplastic. Bases 207 to 1391 code for a protein of 394 amino acids. The transcript is spliced from 6 exons. Gene Ontology annotation, cellular component: cytosol. Gene Ontology annotation, molecular function: fructose-bisphosphate aldolase activity. Gene Ontology annotation, biological process: glycolytic process; fructose 1,6-bisphosphate metabolic process. The record is from RefSeq and is a predicted model, not a curated record. NCBI's taxonomy places the organism in Eukaryota, Viridiplantae, Streptophyta, Magnoliopsida, Malpighiales, Euphorbiaceae.